This is a messenger RNA of Lepisosteus oculatus (spotted gar), 3279 nucleotides long. Its product is annotated as atlastin-2. The record is from RefSeq and is a predicted model, not a curated record. Gene Ontology annotation, biological process: endoplasmic reticulum organization; protein homooligomerization. Gene Ontology annotation, molecular function: GTPase activity; GTP binding. NCBI's taxonomy places the organism in Eukaryota, Metazoa, Chordata, Actinopteri, Semionotiformes, Lepisosteidae.
CGUCAGCGGGGUUUGAUUAUUUUAAACAGAACAAGAUGGCGGAGGAGAGCGGGUUGAAGGCUCGGAAUCAUUCUGAACGAAAUCGGAAAAGCAACGUCUUUGGCGAAGAUGUGAGCGGUGUGGAACGGCUCUCCCUCAACUCGGACGGCUGGCCGCUGAACGGCGGCGAUGUCCCCAUGAAAGAAGCCCGGCCCGUUCAGAUCGUGCUGGCCCACGAGGACGACCACAACUUCGAGCUGGACGAGGAGGCCCUGGAGCACAUCCUCCUGCAGGAGCACAUCCGGGACCUGAACGUGGUGGUGGUGUCGGUGGCGGGGGCCUUCCGGAAGGGCAAGUCCUUCCUGCUGGACUUCAUGCUGCGAUACAUGUACAACGGGAAUUCCAGUUCUUGGCUGGGAGGCCAUGAAGACCCCUUGACCGGCUUCACCUGGCGCGGGGGCUGUGAACGAGAAACCACCGGCAUUCAGGUCUGGAGCGAAGUCUUUGUGGUGGAAAAGCCCGAUGGAAGCAAGGUCGCAGUGCUUUUAAUUGACACUCAGGGGGCCUUUGACAGCCAGUCAACCAUCAAAGAUUGUGCAACUGUGUUUGCACUGAGCACCAUGACCAGCUCAGUACAGGUGUACAACUUGUCCCAGAACAUACAGGAAGAUGAUCUUCAACAUCUUCAGCUCUUUACGGAAUAUGGACGCCUUGCUAUGGAGGAAAUCUACAAGAAACCCUUUCAGAAACUUAUGUUUCUUAUUCGAGACUGGAGCUAUCCAUACGAACAUCCUUACGGCCUGGAUGGAGGAAAGAAGUUUUUGGAGAAGAGAUUGCAGGUGAAGGAGAACCAGCAUGAGGAGCUCCAGAAUGUAAGGAAACACAUCCAUUCUUGUUUCUCCGACAUCGGCUGUUUCUUGCUGCCACACCCUGGUCUAAAAGUUGCCACUAAUCCCCACUUUGAUGGAAGAUUAAGAGAUAUAGAUGGUGAUUUCAAGAAGGAGCUGCAGUCUCUUGUGCCAUUGCUACUAGCCCCCAAGAAUUUGGUAGAAAAAGAAAUUGGAGGAUCCAAAGUGACCUGCAGAGAUCUCGUGGAGUAUUUUAAAGCAUAUAUCCGGAUAUAUCAAGGAGAGGAACUCCCUCAUCCCAAAUCCAUGUUGCAGGCAACUGCUGAGGCCAACAACCUUGCAGCUGUUGCAGGAGCAAAAGAUGGCUACAACAAAAGCAUGGAGCAGGUCUGCGGCGGGGACAAGCCUUACAUUUCUCCCAGCGAGCUGGAGCGCAGGCACGAGGGCUUCCGGGAGUCCUGCGUCAGGCAGUUCUGCUCCGUGAAGAAGAUGGGAGGGGAGGAGUUCUGCCGCCGCUACCAGGACCAGCUCGAGGCGGAAAUCGACGAGGCCUAUGCAAACUUUGUCAAGCACAACGACAGCAAAAACAUUUUCUUCGCCGCCCGCACGCCAGCCACUCUGUUUGCCGUUAUGGUGGCCAUGUACAUCGUCUCAGGAGUGACUGGUUUUAUUGGGUUGAACCCGGUAGCGACCCUUUGUAACCUCAUCAUGGGAGUAGCUCUUGUGUCCUUGUGCACCUGGGCGUACGUGAAGUACUCGGGAGAGUUCCGAGAAGUGGGGAUGCUCAUCGAUCAGCUGGCGGAGACCUUAUGGGAGCAGGUUUUGAAGCCCCUGAGUGAUCAUGUUAUGGAAGACAACAUGAGACAGACUGUGGCCAACCCCAUCAAAGCUGCAAUAGCAGGGCAGGUCACCCAGCACGCCAAGUUAAAGGCACACUGAGAGGCCCGAUCGCAGGCGCCUUUAAUCCGACUCUGUUGUAACUCGAAUGCUCGUCGUAGACUGAGGACUGUUUGAACCAAAGUUUGCUCUCUAAUGUAGAAUUAAGAGCUGAGCCGGCUUCACCGAAUGCUGCCACCAAUUCUGAAGAUGCCCAUCUGGCGAACUGUUGCAGUCUUUCUUUUGGUUCAAAGUGGGGGAAAGAUGUUCUUGCUAAAUGUGACAAGGUUGAUGCGUCGCCCACUUUUUGAUUAGAUUGGGAAUUGAGAUUUGUCCCCAUGACAGUGGGACAGUGAGCGCUGGUUUAGAAUUUUUUAUCUCUAUUGUACGCAGAAUUUUAUAAGUGGAUUGCACUGGUUUGGUUUAAAGGGUAUUUCAGGGAAAGGCAGCUUUGCAGCUGCUUUGUUUAACUCAAGCAAACCUUUGUCCUAGUGACUUUUUGUGAGCCUGUCUGGACUAAAUUUAAAGAUCCUCAGUGGAAACAGAUUUGCGAAGCCUCGAGCCACUACAUUUUUAAUAACAAUUUUAGUGUGUACCAGUAUUAAACAUUGCAUGAUAUCAGAUCUACACGGCACGCACAACAUCAAGGUAAAGUUACUGUAAUUAGAGGAAAUUAAUUCACAACUGUACAUUGCCUUGCCUUCAUAGCUGCAGACUGGCCCUAAAAGGAUUUAUCAAAGAAAAGCUGUACUAAAGGUGACUUUUCUUUUUUUUUUCUGUAACAUAGCACUAAUGUAAAUUGAUUAUGCCAAUGUUUGUGACAAUUCCAUCCAAAAUACAUUGCCUACAAGCUCAUGUCUGUACAGUUUAGAUUUUUUAUCAGAUCUCAGAGAUAGGGCAUGUAUAUGAACUAUAAAUAUAUAAAUACCAGUUUUCUAUAAAGGUUUUUGUAGUUUAUUGAAAAAAGAUUCUGUAGUAGGCUAAAGUGCAGUUAAUGUAAAGGAAUGUUUUGUGGUUGGUGUAAAUGUGAGAAUGCUUUUUUAAAACAAUGUGAAAUAUCUUGCCUUGGGCACUGUAAUUCCACCCCUCCUGGCAAAGCAAAUUGGAAUGCUAGUGGAACUUGAUUUCUUUAUUUUUGUUGCUUUUUAAAGUUAUUUCUUGUAAUUUAUUUUCAGUACAUAAAAUCAAACUAUAGUAAUUCAUGCAGAUUAAAUUGGGGAAGCAAGGGAGAUCAGGUCCUAUUGGGUUAGUUGUGAAAUGUCUUGCUUUUAAAAAAAACCUUGAUUUUUAUUUUGAGGUUAAAUAACUUCAAAGAGGGAGUAAGGGGUGUUUUCUUGAUGGAGCUUCUGGAUGGUGCUUCCUGCUUGUCCCUUUUCAGUGUCAUUUGAUUUCUGGACAAUGUCUUCUAAUAAAUAAGCCUUGAACAAUGUUAUUUGUCCUUAAAAUAGAUUUUACAAGGUUCACUAGAAAAGAAAAAAGCACUUUCUUUCCCAGGGGGAAAUGCUUCCUAUGUGGUGAUCUGCUGUUUAGUGUUUUCCCUUUUCAAUAAAAGAAUUCUAUAUUGGCCUUGUUCUUC